AAUUACAAUAUUUUGUUAUUAUUUUAAUUGUUGAAGUUAUUACAAUUAUUAUAAACUCUUCUGGUAAAUUCUCCCUUGAUUUUGAAGACUCCGUGCAGACAGGAUAAUCACAAAGAAAUUCUUCUUCACAGCUGAAUCCACAGCAGGUGUGAACCCAUGGUGGAGUCUGUUCUAAAUAGCAUGCCAGAGGUGAUGCAGAGUGAUGCAAUGCCCCAGGUCUGCAGCCAGGACACGAGGCCAAGCUCUCAGUAGCCUUAGUGCUUGAAGUUUGCCAGGGAAAGUUUUGAUUCCAGGCAGCCACUGCAGUCUGGUGAGCUGCCAGUAUCACAGGUCCAUAGAGAAGAGGGGGGAAAGGCCUGGAGCAGAGAGAGCUGAUACCUGCCUUGUCUCUGCCUGGGGGGGCUGGUGCAUAAUGUGGGAUACUGGAUCAAAAUACCUGGAUAGAGGAAAACUUACCCAGUCUCUUCCCUUGCAUCUAAGUGCUCCUGGCAGAAAUGUGGGAACAAUCACAAAGGAACUCCGUGCUUUGAUUUUUGCCCAGAGGGGCAGAUUAACCUGGACAGUACAAUGAAGGUUAUUAGCAGGAGAUCCAUCUCGGUGGCUUAUGGAGAGCCUGUCCAUCCCAUCAUGCAGUUUGACCCUUCUGAUUCCACUUACCUCUACCUGAUGACCUCUUACCAGAUGACCCGGGUGAAGGUGGCUGCCUGCAGCCAGUACUCGACGUGCAGGGAGUGCCUGGCUGCUGCUGAUGCCUACUGUGGGUGGUGCACGAUGGAGACCAGAUGUUCUCUGCAGCACGAGUGCACCAACUUCACAGGGACCAACUUCUGGGCAAGUGUGAGUGAAGGAGUGGAGCAGUGCCCUUCCAUGACCAUCCUGGAGCCUGAGAUCAACAUUGACAAGGAGAACCCGGCCCUGAUAAUACAAAUAAACGGAACUAUCCCGAACUUGAAUGGAACAAAUAUUUCAUGUGACUAUGGAAACAACAUCCACACAGUAGCUAGAGUUGCUGGGGAUUAUGUAAACCAAUUUAUUUAUUGCAGUUUGCUUCCACGUGAGAAAUAUCCAGCGUUUCCUGAUGACCAAGACCACGUGGUUGUCGAAGCUUCUCUCCGGGUCAACAACAAAAACAUUAUCCGGGCCAAUUUCACCAUCUACGAUUGCAAAAGGAUUGUAACCAUUUACCCCAGGAGAGCGUGCACCAGCUGUCUCUCGGCCAGGUGGAAGUGUCACUGGUGCCCCUCUGCCUACAGCUGUGUCUCCAACCACUCGCAGUGUGAGGAUGCACUGUGGAUGGAGCAGAAGAAAAUGGACUGUCCUCGAAUAGUACCUGCCCCUUUGGAGCCAAUGCCCACGGGUGUGUCUCGGAACAUCAUGAUCUCACUGGCCAAUGCAACUUUCCCUAAGGAGACAGCUCUGGAGUGCCAUUUCGGGACAGACGGGACGUUUGAAGCCCGGUGGGUGAACUCCUCUGCCGUGGAGUGUGUUCAUGUGCUGCUCCACACAUCAGAAAAAAGCCAUCGCUUCCCAGUGAACCUUCAGCUGAAGGACAAACCAGACAGAUUUAUCGACAGUCCGGAGAUGAUGACAGUGGAGGUGUACAACUGCGCCACCGGCAGCGCCGACUGCUCCCAGUGCCUGGGCAGGGAGGACCUGGGGCACCGCUGCCUCUGGAGCGAGGGCAGCUCCAGCUGCAGGCUGCAGACCGAGCCUCCACAGCUCCCUGAAGCCUGCCCGGCCCCGGAGAUUCGCAAGAUCGAGCCUCUGCGUGGGCCCCUGGAGGGGGGAACUCUGCUGACCAUCCGCGGGAGGAACCUGGGCCGCCGCUUCAGCGACGUGGUGGGCGCCGUGCGCGUGGGCGCCGUGCCCUGCGCGCCCCUGCCCCACAGAUACGUCGUGUCCGAGACGGUCGUGUGCCAGACCGGGGAGGCUCCGGAGGCGUUUUCGGACGUGGUGACGGUGAACGUGAGCCGGGAAGGGAGGUCCAGGGAGCGAUUCUCCUACGUGCUUCCCGUGGUGCAGUCCAUCACUCCUCUGAACGGCCCAAAGGCAGGAGGCACCAGAGUGACCAUCAGAGGCAGCAGGCUGGAUGUGGGCUCAGAGCUCCGUGUCCUCAUCAACUCCUCCAAGCAGUGCACGGACCUCAGCCGCAGUGACAGCACCAUCACCUGCACCAUGCCCGCCGUGGAGCUCACCUCCGCCGUGCCCGUCUGCGUGCAGUUCGAGAACAAGUCCUGUGCCAGCCACAACAUCACCUUCAAGUAUGAGAAGAACCCGGUUAUAUCAGACAUCAGCCCCAAAAAGAGCCAGAUCAGUGGGGGCAGGAUCAUCACCCUGGAAGGAAGAGGCUUCGGGCUGGUGCAGAACGUGUCCAUGGCUGUGCGUGGCAUCGGCAGAGAGCACACGCGCUGCAAGGUUCACAGCGACACCGCCAUCACCUGCCCCUCUCCGGCCGCCUCCAACGUCACCGUGGGCACCAAGCCAGCCCCGGUGGAUUUCUACCUCAACGGGCGCCUCUACACAGACGAGCGCUCGGCCCUGGACCAGGAGCUGUACCCCGAGGAGGCCCUGCCCAUCAGCAAGUUCAGCCUGGGCUACUACGCUGACCCCCAGUUCUCCACAGCCAAGAAGGAGAAGUGGAUCAAGCACCAUCCUGGCGAGCCCUUAACUCUGGUCAUCCAUAAAGAGCCUGACAGCCUGGGCCUGGAGAGCAAUGAGUACCAGGUGAAAAUCGGCCUGAUCUCAUGUGAGAUCCAGAUUGUUUCAGACAAAGUCAUCCACUGCUCCAUCAACGAGUCUCUGAGCUCCUCGGAGCGGCAGCUGCCCGUGACGAUCCAAGUUGGAAAGUUCAACUACACAAUUGCCAUGCUGCACCUCGGGGGAGGAGAAACUGCCAUCAUUGUCUCCAUCGUCAUCUGCAGCAUCCUGCUGGUCCUCUCUGUCGUGGCUCUCUUUGUGUUCUGCACAAAGAGCCGCAGAGCCGAGCGCUACUGGCAGAAAACGCUGCUCCAGAUGGAGGAGAUGGAGUCACAGAUCCGGGAGGAAAUCCGCAAAGGUUUUGCAGAGCUGCAGACAGACAUGACAGACCUGACCAAGGAGCUAAACCGCAGCCAGGGGAUCCCCUUCCUGGAGUACAAGCACUUUGUCACCAGGACAUUCUUCCCCAAAUGUUCCUCUCUCUACGAGGAGUGCUACAUCCUGCCAUCCCAGCAGCUCAGCUCACAGCUGGGCUCCCAGGUCCAGGAAACACAUCCUCUCCUGGUGGGGGAAUGGAAGAUCCCUGAGAACUGCAGACCUAACAUGGAAGAAGGAAUUUCUCUGUUCUCCACCUUACUCAACAACAAGCACUUCCUCAUCGUGUUUGUCCAUGCUCUCGAGCAGCAGAAGGACUUUGCUGUCAGAGACAGGUGUAACCUGGCCUCCCUGCUUACUAUUGCACUGCAUGGGAAACUGGAGUAUUACACCAGCAUCAUGAAGGACCUCUUGGUAGAUCUAAUAGAUGCUUCAGCUUCCAAAAACCCCAAGCUUAUGCUGAGGAGGACAGAAUCUGUGGUGGAGAAGAUGCUCACCAACUGGAUGUCCAUCUGCAUGUACAGCUAUCUCAGAGAGACAGUUGGAGAGCCCUUCUUCCUGCUGAUCUGUGCCAUCAAACAGCAGAUUAACAAGGGUUCCAUCGAUGCCAUCACAGGGAAGGCCAGGUACACCCUCAAUGAGGAGUGGCUGCUGAGGGAGAACAUAGAGGCAAAGCCAAGGAACCUCAACGUCUCCUUCCAAGGCUGUGGGAUGGACUCCCUGAGUGUCAGAGCCAUGGACACGGACACACUCAGUCAGGUGAAAGAGAAAAUUCUGGAGGCCUUCUGCAAGAACGUCCCCUACUCGCAGUGGCCAAGGGUGGAAGACGUGGACCUGGAGUGGUUUGCCACCAGCACCGACAGCUACAUCCUGCGGGACCUGGAUGACACCUCGGUGGUGGAGGAUGGCAGGAAGAAACUCAACACAUUAGCACAUUACAAGAUCCCUGAAGGGGCAUCCCUGGCCAUGAGUUUGACAGACAAGAAGGACACCACGCUGAGCAGAGUGAAGGAUUUGGACACUGAGAAGUACUUCCACUUGGUUCUCCCAACUGAUGAAUCAGUGGAACAUAAGAAGUCCCACAGGCAGAGCCAUAGGAAGAAGGUUCUCCCAGAGAUCUACCUGACACGGCUACUCUCCACCAAGGGCACGCUCCAGAAGUUCCUGGAUGAUUUGUUCAAAGCCAUUCUCAGUAUCCGAGACGACAAACCGCCCGUGGCUGUGAAGUAUUUCUUUGACUUCCUAGAGGAACAGGCAGAGAAAAGAGGGAUCACAGACCCUGACACUCUGCACAUCUGGAAGACCAACAGCCUACCGCUGAGGUUUUGGGUGAACAUCCUGAAAAACCCGCAGUUCGUGUUUGACAUUGACAAGACAGACCACAUUGACGCCUGUCUGUCUGUGAUUGCCCAGGCCUUCAUCGACGCCUGCUCGCUCUCCGACCUGCAGCUGGGCAAGGACUCCCCGACCAACAAAUUGCUGUAUGCCAAGGAGAUCCCCGAGUACCGGAAGAUAGUGCAGAGAUACUACAAGCAAAUCCACGACAUGCCCCCUCUGAGCGAGCAGGAGAUGAACGCCCACCUGGCCGAGGAGUCACGGAAAUAUCGAAAUGAGUUCAACACCAAUGUCGCCAUGGCUGAGAUAUACAAAUAUGCCAAGAGAUACCGCCCCCAGAUUGUGGCUGCCCUGGACGCAAACCCCACGACAAAGCGCACCCAGCUCCAGCACAAAUUUGAGCAAGUGAUUGCACUCAUGGAGGACAACAUCUAUGAGUCCUGCAGUGAAGCCUAGGCCAGCUGCAGCCCUGGAAGUGACCUUUCUUGCAGCACAGUGCCACAGGGGAACCUGCCUUCAGCAGCAGGCAUACCUUGGUCAUACUCAAACCAGCCUUGUGGAGAGGUUGGGCCUGGCCAUGGCUAAAAGUUUGCCUCACUUCACAAGGAGCCACAAGACACCUUUCUGAGCAGCUAAAACUCCUCUGGUCUGCACUGUGGCACCCAUAAUUUAUUUGCUGUUGCCAGCCAGAAAUGGAGGCAUGGCCCUUGUGGCAAGGUCAGUUCUCCACUUCCCCUUGGUCAGCACUCCGUGCAUCCCUGUGCGUGGUCCCUCAGGACGGGGCUGCAGAGGCUGGAACAACAGACACAAAGCAGAAAGGUCACCUCAGGGAGCAAUGACCACAGACAACAAAGACCAUCGUGGCCCGAGCUCCCACUCCAUCCCUCCAACAUCCUUGUUUUUCCAACACCAGGGACUCUUAUCAGCUGUUCACUAUCUGCUGCA
Molecule: messenger RNA, 5352 nt
Organism: Sturnus vulgaris (Common starling)
Lineage: Eukaryota; Metazoa; Chordata; Aves; Passeriformes; Sturnidae
Source: RefSeq, a predicted model, not a curated record